Molecule: messenger RNA, 4843 nt
Organism: Archocentrus centrarchus (flier cichlid)
Lineage: Eukaryota; Metazoa; Chordata; Actinopteri; Cichliformes; Cichlidae
Gene: paqr9
Product: progestin and adipoQ receptor family member 9
Exons: 1
Coding region: 1030-2187 (385 amino acids)
Cellular component (GO): membrane
Molecular function (GO): signaling receptor activity
Source: RefSeq, a predicted model, not a curated record
GGAAACUCGGUGUGACCGUGUGUAACCUGACGGUGGUACCUGUCAAACGGCACCGUUCUCCUCAGUAUUUCGCAGAAACGCCGGCUGCCGUCAUCCUCCUGGGGCAAUCGUGCGCUGCUCACUGAUCCACCCGUUAUAUGUGAAAUUUAUACAGUCAGUCUCUCGGUUCUGAAAUGGUAUUUUUAAACGUGACCUUGCGUCAGAGGACUGAACACCGGCUCAUGUCGUUUUUUUCUCCAACCCUGACGGAUUUCUUCGUUUCCGCAGCGCGGAAGGGAGCUGAAUGAAUUGAAGUCCGUACGUGGAUACACGCUGAAGGACCAGAGACGACAGGAGGAAUAGACGGCCGCAGCAGCCUGUUACAGUGUACUGGACAACAUGGCCUACAUACCACACAGCUUAAGGGUCGCGUCUCCAGGACAUCUCUGCUAUAUGAACUCAUUAACUGGCGGGCUGUUUAUUAACCUUGUACCACAGUAAUAAGUAAUGAUCAUUUUUAUUCGCAGCUGCAGAACUACUCAUAACAAGACAGGUGAAUGUGUGUGUGUGUUUGAAUCCACGCAGUUCAUUUCCUAUGCAAAAUAAGGAUACGACCAACAGGGAAAUGGACUUUGCAUGCUGGAUGUUUGUCUGACCUUUGGCAACGCUCUGAGGUCUAAGAGGAAACCAAAAUGAAAAAAAUUUAACCAAGCAAGUGGCCUAAGCACUUUGGAUUUUGCACCUUCCCUGGCACCAUUACUCUCUCAGUGCACUGCUAGACUGUACACUAGUUCUGCUCUUUGGAUUAGCCUACAGCUCACGAGGACUAAAGGUGCAAACAGAGGGUGCUGAAAAGUCUUAGAGCUGGGGCACUCUCUAGAUGCCUUAUCCACCCGUAAGCAACGGAUUGUAUGGUUGCGACUGCAAAUCGUGAUGUGAUCAGCAAUAAAGUCAACAGCCAAGCAAUAAAAAGUGAAGAGCUUAUGCAAACAAACUAAGAUCCCACUAGAGGUUUUUGGCCGUCAGCAGCAUAAAUAAGCCGUCUCCAUUAUGCUGCUGAACUGUGGUCAGCCACUGCCUCUCCUGAGGCACACGGAUGUGCCGCCUCGAGUCAUAGAAAACUUUAUCCUGACCGGCUACCGCUUCCCAAACUACAGCCUGAGGGACUGCUUAUUGUCAGCAUUUAGGCCCACCAAUGAAACAGGCAACUUCUGGACACACUUUCUUCCACUUUUCAUCUUUUUCUACUACUUUGUGGAGGUUUUUGGUUGGGAAGGUGCACCUGAUGGCGGCGACCCUUUCUUCUAUCCAUUGUGGAAUUACUUUGUUGGGGUGUUCUGUUUACUGAUGGCGAGCAGCAUGGCUCACCUGCUUAACUCGAUGUCUCUCGUGGUGAGGGAGGUUUGCUUCUUUGUGGAUUAUGGCACCAUCAGUGCGUACACAGUUGGCUCAUCAUUGGCAUACUACUACUACAUCCACCCUCAGGCAGGAAUAGCAGAGACAGGAAGCCAGAACAGCUCCCAUAUUGAUCUGAAAUACGAACCUGCAGAGUUGACCUCAUCCUAUGCAAUCCCAGAGUUCAGGGUGUUUUUUGAGACCUGCUACAUCCCGUGUGCGUGUGUUGUAGCAAUCAUUUGUGUUUUAUCCUGCUGCAAUACUCGGCAGAGGUGGAGGCAGUAUCGAUAUAUCAUCCGGACGCUGGUUUUUCUCCUUCCAUUUCUCAUCUCCUCCACGCCGAUCUUUUACCGCCUCCUCACCCAGUCGCCUUAUUCCACUGUCUCCUCCUCCUUCGCUGCUUCCACCUCCAUGCCCAGCUUCUUCUAUCGCCACUGCCUCUGGCUGCUGGUCUCAGCCGUCUUCAACAUUAGCAAGUUCCCCGAGCGCCUUGCGCCAGGCCGCUUCGACAUCUGGGGGCACAGCCACCAGUGGUUCCACUGCUGCACGUUUUUGUCCAUCCUGGAUGAGCUUCACAUGAUCAAGGCCGAGGUUAGAGCCAUCUUGCUCAGCCCGACUUUGCUGCUGCCCCCCAACUCCCUCUCCCACCUUCCUGGACCUACCAUUGCAUCCACCUAUGGAGUGAUGUUCCUCCUCCAGAGCACCAUUGUCUCCAUCAUCAUAUGGUUCUCCUGGUGCGCCAACUGCAUUUACGGAUCCCAGAGAGAACAGCUAGGAAAGGAGCACCCCAAGAAACACCUGAAAUGUCGCUGAUGAUAGAGAGAACUCUUUUUUUUGUCAUCAUUAAUAAACACAAGAAUACAAUGACGCCCUUCAGAGUCCAAGCCUCUCAUAUGUUCCAUCCUUUUUUUGGUGUUUUUAAGCUGUCAUAAGGAGAAAUUGGGGACAGUGGGAGAUAAAAGGAUUAUAUUUUGAGCUCACCACAGGGUGUCUGUCUGGUUGAGUGGAUAUUGAAAGUCCUUGCCAGUUCUUUUCCCAGAGCUGCUUAUGCAUGUUCUAACAGGACGUCUGAGCAGUGGGGAAAAUAUCUACCUCUCGGGGCUAUACGCUGGGGGACUGAGGAAUGUUGCUGCCUAGAAGAACUAAUGUUCCACUGAACAUUUGGUUAAUGUGGCUUAAACGUUAGUGGGACCAAUUACAGAAUUUCCUGAUGUCUUGUCUGCUAUUAGGUCCCUUUUUUCUGUUGCACUUCCCUUUAUUUUGACCUUAAACAGACUCUCUUGAAAAUCCUUUGCUGUGUUCUCUGCUGAGCCCAGUGUUUCAUGUCAAAUUAAUCCUUUUUAUGACCUUUAAUAACAUACCUUCUCUUUCUCUGACUUGCACGAACAUUCAGACGCAAAUCUCAUUUCCUGUCUAUUUCCCAGUAACCCUUGCAGCAGGAAGUGGGGCGGCCUUGCGCACAACAACAGAAAUAGCUGAGCGCUCGUAUCAGUAUUAUAGUAAAGCACUUUCAGGAGGCCAGUCAUUCUUGCCUUGUCAUUAAGAAGCCAUGCAUCUGUAAGGACACAACAAUUUAAAGCAAAUAAUGAUGUCCUGCUGACAUGUUAUUUUUGGACACUUUUAUUUAGAUACAUGGAUAUACAUAUAUAUAUAUAUAUAUAUAUUUGAGGUAGUGUGACUGUAUCUGCUGUUUGUGUGGUUUUCAUCGCACCAACAACUAGUUCCUCAUACAUUAUACUCACACUGCUGAAAGCAGUGCAGUUUAGAGUUACUUGGAUCUCGUGUCCUCAGUAUGUCAAACGGUCUGUGGUUCAGAAACAUAGCAGAGCAGUGUUCCAGUUUGAAGGCUUGCUUUGUGAACAGGAACAAUGUGACUGCGGGACCAGCAGGUGCUGUUAGUGGGGGCUUUUCAUGCCGUGUGAGGAACAGCAACCUCCCAGAGUCAAAGCCAUAGUUUGCAAAAGUGUUAGUUCGUUUUCAUCAGGAGCUGGAUUUUGACUUGAUGCAGACACCUGGCAGUUUGUAUCUCAUGUGUUGCACUUUUAUUCAAGUCACAUAAUUAUUUAAAAAAAAAAAAAAAAGACUUUAAAAAGUUCCCCAAAUUGCUCGAUAGCUCGUUCAACAUUGUACAACAGAAGUCAAGAAAUAUCUUGAGCUGAAUCAAUUUUACUUUUCCAUACUAAUGUAUUCAUAACACAUUUAACAGAUCAACUUAUCGCUGUUGGAUAUGCAUCCGCGGUGAAUUAUUAUAUUUUUACCUACAGGGUGAGCUCAGAGAAGACACCAUCAAUUUAUUCAGCUCUGAAAUGCAUGAAGCAAAGUUUAGCGUUGUUGUUUUGUGUUGUUGAAUCACAUCUUGUCAGUUCUGCUUAAGCCCUUCAUUUAUUUUUAGCAUCGUGAUACCCGGACCCAGACUUCACGAGCCCUGUUUGGCUGAUUUAAACACCCUCCGUGUACACCGUGUGAUUUAAGCUAGAUAUGGAUCGUCCACAGGGAGUGUGAGCGGUCAGUAGUGGAUAAAAUAAAGCCUCACACCUAUGCUGAGAACUGUAACUUUGACUAAUAUCCCAAAUGAACCGUCAGUAUCUAUAUUGUUAAACACAAGUGUGUAAUUAUGAUAAUGUGAUCCAUAGAAUUCAGAGAUGUUUUAAUCAGUGCUGACGACUACCACAUAAACAAAGAGGAAAUUUGGGUUUUGUUCAGACAUAGUAUGCACACUUUAAAUGGACUGUGAUCGACAGUGUUUUUUUUAAUGUUUUUAAUGUGUUUUCUUUGUCAUGUCCUCAGUGAUAUUGUCCUGUCUUGAAUUUUUUAAUCUUGAUGACAUGGUGGUAUUGGUGAGAAAAAUUCUGUACUAAAAUCUGCACACAUACCUGCCUGCUUAUACUUGCACACAAGAAAAUGAUUAGAAGCGGAAGCUGAGUCGUUUAUUCUAAGUGACGCUGGAACGAGUAACGAGGGAACGUGUCGAGUGGUCGAGAUAAUCGUGGUGCACUUUAAAGCUUCUUUAAAGCUCCUCAAAAUGUUCCUUUAAGGGUCAGCCCUGUGGUACUGUGAAAUUUCAAUACAUUUCAGGUUUAAGUACUGCUGUCUAAUGAAUGGCCUGAGAGAUUCACAAGGUUUUUAAGCAGCUGCUGUUGAAGCAAUGUUUUUACCUCAAUUCAGCAUUCGUAUCAUCCUGUUGCUGAGAAGAACCAUCGCUGGAACAGAUUUUUGUCCCAGUUCUAGACUGUGUUUGUCACACUUGAAUCUAUUAAGCUGUGUUCAGUAUGUGAAUGUUAGACUUAUCAACUACUCUAUCGUACCUAGUGAAGCACUCAGGGGUGAAGAAGACUCUAAUACAUUAUUUACACAUGCAUUUAAUUAUGAAUUACUUCAGGAGGAGGAUAAUUAUAGCACUUGGUGUGGAAACCUUCCUCCAUUAUGUUGACUGAUUAAUUAAAUUGUGUAAUUUUGAGUUUUCAAUAAA